Podarcis muralis (Common wall lizard) is the source of this 694-nucleotide messenger RNA. It is a transcript of the gene PTH2, whose product is annotated as parathyroid hormone 2. NCBI's taxonomy places the organism in Eukaryota, Metazoa, Chordata, Lepidosauria, Squamata, Lacertidae. The record is from RefSeq and is a predicted model, not a curated record. Gene Ontology annotation, biological process: neuropeptide signaling pathway. Gene Ontology annotation, cellular component: extracellular region.
CCAUGGAAGCAGCGUUUGGAGCCUGCAAAAGUCCCAGGGCCACCUUAGUCAUUCUCAGUUCUUACUUGCUGCUGUCUUCAGGGGCUGUGGUGCACAACUCAGGCAGGCUCUGGAGACGUGAAGUGUCCCAGUAUCCCCCAGCAGGGGGCAGCGUUGACCUCAAAGGAGCCCCUGUUCCCUGGAGCCUCCGCAUCCCAUCCACUACCUUGCAUGACUGGAUGCUCAAAUGGAUGUCCUCAGAUGUCACUGCCCCCUGGCCUGAGGACAAUGAAGAUGAAGGGCAAAACAGGAAGUCCCACCUGUGGGGCCCAAUGAGACAGGAAGCUCCGUCUCCUAGGGGCCAGAAGGUGGCGCUGUACCAGGCCAGCUGGGUUCCAGGUUGGGGCGGGAAGCGAAGUAUUGUGCUAGCAGAUGAUGCCGCCUUCAGGGAGAAAAGCAAGAUGCUGACAGCCAUGGAAAGGCAGAAAUGGCUCAACUCCUACAUGCAAAAGCUUUUGGUGGUGAACUCUGAGUAGGAGGAAGUGGGGGAAUUGGCAGGAGGCAGAGCGGGCACGGAGAUGUGAGGUGCAAGAAGGGUCAACCCAGCUGCAUUUCGCCUCUCUCAGAACCAAAUCCAGGGCAUUGUUUGAGUGACUGAGUUUACUUACGUGCUGCUUUUCCACAGGGAGCGGGGCCCAAAGCAAAACAACUACAG